Messenger RNA from Carassius auratus (goldfish), 693 nucleotides. RefSeq names its product histone H2A. Gene Ontology annotation, cellular component: nucleosome. Gene Ontology annotation, molecular function: protein heterodimerization activity; structural constituent of chromatin; DNA binding. The record is from RefSeq and is a predicted model, not a curated record. Bases 127 to 513 code for a protein of 128 amino acids. NCBI's taxonomy places the organism in Eukaryota, Metazoa, Chordata, Actinopteri, Cypriniformes, Cyprinidae. The transcript has a single exon.
CAGUGAUUGGUUUUCAUCUGUGACAGAUUCUGGCCAAUAGACGACGAGCACUCUCUAUUAAACUCUGAUUCUAACGUCUAUUAUAUACAUUUCCCGUUUGUAGUAGCUACUGCGUGAGCUCCAAAAAUGAGUGGAAGAGGCAAAACCGGCGGUAAGGCCAGAGCCAAGGCUAAGACCCGUUCCUCCAGGGCAGGACUUCAGUUCCCCGUCGGUCGUGUUCACAGACUCCUCCGCAAAGGGAACUACGCCGAGCGCGUCGGUGCCGGUGCUCCGGUGUAUCUGGCCGCUGUACUCGAGUACCUGACUGCUGAGAUCCUGGAGCUGGCUGGAAACGCCGCUCGGGACAACAAGAAGACCCGUAUCAUCCCCCGUCACCUGCAGCUGGCGGUGCGUAACGACGAGGAGCUCAACAAACUCCUGGGCGGAGUGACCAUCGCGCAGGGCGGCGUGCUGCCCAACAUCCAGGCCGUGCUGCUGCCCAAGAAGACCGAGAAGCCCGCCAAGACCAAAUAAACAGAGGAAUAAAUAACUCCCAAAGGCUCUUUUAAGAGCCACCUACUUUCUCGAGAAGAGCGAUUUUGUAUUUGUAUUUAAAAAAACAAACAAACAAAAAAACCCUGAAUUAGUGAUGGGAUUUAUGGCUCUUUGAGGGGAUCCGGAUCUUCGCGAUCCGUUCCUUUCAAAGAGCCGUUC